UCAGCUGCGUAGUUUGGCUCUUCCUUUUGCCUGUCUUCCCAGCGUGUCUUUGCGGGAGCUCUCCGCUGCGUGUUUUGGAUUUACCCCUCGCUCCCAUUGCGGUAGAGGUCUGUACGUACUCCAGACUCUCCAGUGUACAUCCUUUAGAAGCGGGCCUAGAAAGCCCCCAAGGCCUUGGCCGAGACCCCCGUGUUCUGGGGGGCGGCCUCUCUGAGUCUGGCCCCAGCCUGGCCUCGUGCGCUAGCCUUUUCCGAAUCUGCCUUCCCGUCCGUCACUUGGGCAGCCGGAAUCCCUGUUGCGUCCGCUUCUUUCACGGCCGGAAUCCCAGGCCUCCAGAUUCGAUUUCCAGAAGAGAGUAGCGGGGCUCCCUCCACCUUCCCUUGAGGGAAAUGGCGAGCAACUUUGAAGCCCCGACUCCCUCAUGAAGUUCAAAGGCGGUGACCCGGUGGUCCCAGAGUCCCUGCUGUGAAAGCAACGAACAUAAACAGUGAAGCAACAUUUGGUAAGGAAAUGAGUUGCAUCAAGAAAAAGCUCAUAAAACUAGUCCUGACUUAAACUCGAUUGUUUUCAAGUCUGAUCUGUGCACUGUUUGCCAUCACUCACGUUAUAGUAUCUAUAAGAAGAAGACAUUCUGGGGAAAGAUUUCAAUCUGUUUAUAGCAAACAUAAUUAGGAGAAAGUCAUAGAAGCAGAGGAGGUUGGUGGCUGCACCAGAACAAAAAUUGUUCUAUUUUAAGGGUUAUGUCAUCUCUGAGCAAAGUGAAAUGAAGGCAAAUGAGAGUGAAGACAGGUCUGCCCAAUUCCUUUUAAAGCCGCAGAAGCCCAUUCAGCCUUACAUCUGCUCGACUCUGGGUGAUUUUGAAGAAGAGAGAGACUUUUUGGCAAGCUACAUCUUCCCUCAGCUGAAUGAACUCUGCAGUUCCCGGGGCACGUAUUUCAAAGCUGUGGACCUGAGAUGGUCAGUGUUGGAGGCCCAAGAACCCUCACUCUCCAGUCUGUUUAGACAGCAUUUUUGUCUCCAGUCGCAACACCUGAAGCUCUGUCUUGACUAUGUGAACAGCUGCUUUCCUUUUUUCAUCUGCUUGCUGGGUCAGACAUACGGGGACUUUCUCCAUAACUACUCACCUGUCAUGUUCUCCAAGGCAACUGACCUGUCAAGUUUAUCCAAAGUGGAACAGAAUCUCUAUGUUGCUGCAAAAAACGGUUAUCCUUGGGUUCUGGAGUAUCCCACCUGCAGUCUGAUGGAGCUAGAGGUCAUCCAAGCAGCAUUUCUGAAUGAGUCUCAAUUUCAGUAUUUUUUCUUUAGGAGGGGAACCAUGCCGCUGAAGACUUGGGAUGAAGAAAAGGAGGAGAUGCUGUCUUCGGGUUGUCUGACUGAUGAUGAGGAGAAGUUAAAGAUCGGAAUGCUUAAGGCCAAGAUUAUUAGCAAAGGGCUCCCUGUCAGGUUGUAUAAAGAUCUCCACGAGUUGGGUGAGCUGAUUCUCAAGGACUGGUUGGUCGUGAUAGAGAAACUUUGCCCAACCACUGUAAUGACGGAAAAUACAGACUUUAAGCACAACUUUGAACGUUUCUAUCAUGAAGAGUUCACUGAGAAAUGCAAGGAAGUGUUUGUUAUUUCCAAGGAGUCUAGCAGGAUCUUUGAAAUCUUGGAAAGAUUUGCCUUAAAGGAUAUAGAAUCUGAUUUUAACAGUCCUGCAGCAGGCUCCAGCUUAGACUCUGUUCUCAGAAUAAAUCCUCUUCCAGCUUACAAGUCUAUUUUGCUGUUGUCUGGAGAACGUGGUUGUGGCAAGUCCACUCUGCUCGCCAACUGGGUGAACUGUUUCAAGGAGAAACACCCGAACAUGUUGCUGAUCCCUCAUUUCGUGGGCAGCACCUGUGAAAGCAGUGACGUCAUGUCCGUGAUCCAUUACUUCAUCACAGAAUUGCAGAACAAGCACUAUGGUACCCAGCUUGAAACUGAUGUUCUCAAUGAAGAUGCAAAUAUCUUGACCUUUUCACUUCUUGUAGAAGUGUUCAUUGCUUCCAUCAAUGUAAAGCCAUGUAUACUUGUACUGGACGGAAUUGAAGAAUUGGCUGGCAUUUAUGGAGUUUCAGGAGAGAAGGUGAAAGACAUCUCCUGGCUGCCAGGCUCGCUGUCUCCUCACUGCAAGUUUAUCAUGAGCACCGUCUCCUCCAGCCUGUCCUAUAAGUCGCUGUGUGCCCGCCCUGACGUGAGGACGGUGGAGCUCGUCAGCACAGUGGACAAAGAAGCCCAGCUACACAUCUUUAGAGAGUAUCUCUCUUUUUCCGAUAGAGACCCCUUCCGACAGAGCAGAUACGGCUUGAGGAAGAAAACAAACCUGAGUCCUUUAAAACUCACAAUCCUGGCAAAUGAAUACCAAGAGUGCAGAAUCUACCGAAACGAGCUUCAGUGCCUGAAGGAGUACUUGGGGGUGGCCUCGAUUCAGGAGCUCUGGGGGUUGAUUCUGAAACGCUGGGUUGAAGACUAUAGUUGGACUUUGAAACAAAAAAAGGCAAAUUCUGACACUGUGGCUUCAGGAGAAGGGUUGGACGGCUGGGUGUCUGACGCCCUGUGUUUGUUGAGCAUCUCGCAUUGUGGGCUGGCCGAGGAUGAGAUACACCAGCUUUUGGACAUGCUGGGCUACAAGGGGCAUUACAAAGUGACCACGUUGCACUGGGCUGCCUUCCGCAACGCCACCAGACACUGGGUCCAGGAGAAGCCCAACGGCCUCCUGUACUUCCGGCACCAGUCCCUGCGAAGCGCCGUGGAAAAAAAGCUUCUGGGUGUCAUCACUCCCGUCAGAGAGAGCAGCCCAUAUAGCUUCCAGGACCCAGCGAAUCACAAGAAAACACAUUACCACCGAAUCUUGGUCAAAUACUUCCAAAGGCAAACUGAUUUCUGGAGAGUGUAUCAGGAGCUGCCCUGGCACUUGAAGAUGAGCGGCUGCUGGGAAGAUCUGAGCAGCUUUCUCUCAAGUCCCAGUAUCACCGACUUUAUAACAAAGAACCAAAGCCCGAGCUUCUGGACAAGGCUGCACCUCGUCCACUACUGGACUGUGUUAUCGGAAGUGGGGUAUGAUGCUACUGAAGCCUAUUUGCUCGCAGCGGCCAAGAUCAAAGCAGACCAGUGCCAGAAAGUGAAGAGGAGAUGUACGCUCUCAGUGUUGGAAUGCAGGCUUUUUAAGGUUACUGCUGCCGACAAAUGCCGAUUAAUAUUCUUUAUUGCAAGAUUUCUGAAACUUCUGGGCAAGACCAGUGAAGCAGAGGAGUUACUCUUGAGCAUUGAGAAUAUGCUACUGCAGAGUCAGUCCGUGACCAAAAUGCUUCCCAGAAUACAGAAUGCUAUCGGGGAGCUCUGUCUGGAAAUAGGGAUGACUCAGGAAGGCUUCCAGUAUUUCCAGAAAGCGUGGUUCAACCUGAUGGAAUUUUCAUCCAGAAAUUUAAAAGACAACCAGGACUUGGUGAAGCAAAAAGGCAGAGUGCUGAACAACCUGGCAAAGUCAGCCUCUGAGGAGUACUUAAAAGAAAACCAUAUUUUGGAAUGUGCUACUGAAAUUUCCAGUUUACUGGACAGCAAUCCCUGCGACCAGGCUACCAUGAAAUACACCGAAGGUGUUCUAAUAUUUGCUGCUGGAAACACUUGUCUUGCAAAAAUGAAACUUCAAGAAUGCUUAAAUAUCAGGAGAAGUUUGUUUGGCGAGAAAAGCAUCCUAGUCGGAGAAAUUAUGGAAUUUUUAGCAGAUUUACUGUUUUUCCCACUGAGACACAGUGAAAGAUUCCAAAGGAAGCAAGCAAUCGAAUAUUAUAAACAAGUGAUAAAAAUAAAGGAAAAUGCAGGCACUCUGGCCAACUCCCCACUCGUCAGGAAUCAACUGAGCAUUAGCCUAAGUGAUACCUUGUGUAAAUUAGGUCAGUUAUUGAUAAGUGACUCCUGUCAUCAAGUCAUGAUGGAGGCCGUGGGCUAUUUGUACAAAUCACUUGAUUUAAGGGCCACCUACCUCGGAUAUUCUCAUUCAUCGAUCCCUGGAAUCCUACACCUUCUGAGGGAAAUUGAGCGGACUCGGGGUAGGCGAUGUUGGCCUCAAGGUAUGAGCCAGCAGUCUGCUGAAGGUCCUAGGCAUGGCGCCUCAUUUUUGGAGCACUUGCUUAAAUUAAACUAUCACAGCGCUCAGAGAUCAGACACAGUGAGCUCAGCAAUGUGCACCAAAGCAGAUAAGCUACAGGGGGCUGAAAGCUUGGACUUGGUGGCUCCAACAAUUUCAGAUAAAUCAAAACAUGCUUCAGGACAAGGGAAAAAGCUCUUGAGACCCAUUGUUUCCAUUUCAGCUGUGGAAAAGACUCGAUGGAAGACACAGAGUAAUGUUGAAAUAUGGAAUGGCCCAGAAAAAGAAGCAGUGAAGAACAAGAAAGAUUAUUCCUCUAAAACUUUACCUUUGGGUAAAAUGGAUGGUGCAGUAAAGCUUUCACGGCAGCGGAUUUUGUCAGCUAAAAGUGAGAGUGAAAAAGGCCUAAUUAAUGCAAAUUACCAGCAUCCCCUGGUAGAGUCUCUUAGCCCAAAUAAUCCCUGGAAGUCUGUAUCUGAGCUCAUCUCAGAGAAGUGGCUUUUUUAUAGCCCAGAUUACAGUCCAGUUUCUCACAAGUGUUUUUUGCAGAGAAGAUCUCAGUUUGAAACAAAGUUGAUGGAAGACUUCAAAUGAUACUAAUAAAGAACAAAGAUUUUCAUGGGCUCUUCUGUGUAACUUUUUUCAAAUUGUCAUUAUUUAGAAUUCUUUGGUGAGAUAUUUUCUGGUGA
Cervus elaphus (red deer) is the source of this 4791-nucleotide messenger RNA. Its product is annotated as putative tetratricopeptide repeat protein 41. The record is from RefSeq and is a predicted model, not a curated record. The transcript is spliced from 17 exons. Bases 764 to 4696 code for a protein of 1310 amino acids. Lineage: Eukaryota; Metazoa; Chordata; Mammalia; Artiodactyla; Cervidae. Gene Ontology annotation, molecular function: protein binding. Gene Ontology annotation, cellular component: Cul4-RING E3 ubiquitin ligase complex.